AUGAAGGUCCUCAGCCUCAACUUCCUGACAUGCGCCGCCAAGGCAUGCAAAAGCUCCUCCGACUCAUAUCCUCUUCACCCCAAGGACGCCGAACUCGUUCAGGAUGAAAUCGAACUCAAUCCCGAUAUGAUUAUCAAUGUGCUGCCCAGACUGGACUGGGCCGCAUUACGAACUACGUCAUCUGAACUCGGCUUCCCUGCCCUUCCUGAGCAGCCUCCUACCGCGGAGGAGCUGCAGGCUGAUGAGAAGACGUUGAGAGAUUUGCACCACUUGUUGCUGGAGACGCAAAUGUCAGAGGGGAAGUUGGUGUGCGCCAAUUGUGGACACGAGUACGCCGUGAAGGAGGGCAUUGCCAACUUUUUGCUGCCAAGCCAUAUGGUUUAG
This is a messenger RNA of Metarhizium acridum CQMa 102, 384 nucleotides long. It is a transcript of the gene RMT1, whose product is annotated as type I protein arginine N-methyltransferase Rmt1. NCBI's taxonomy places the organism in Eukaryota, Fungi, Ascomycota, Sordariomycetes, Hypocreales, Clavicipitaceae. Gene Ontology annotation, biological process: peptidyl-glutamine methylation; tRNA methylation; rRNA (guanine-N7)-methylation. Gene Ontology annotation, molecular function: protein heterodimerization activity. The record is from RefSeq and is a predicted model, not a curated record.